AAACAUGAACCCUCAAAAGGCGAAGGUGGUCCUGACAUUGGACUCUGAAGCAGUGGAUUCCCUCAAAGAUGGCAUCAACUUCAAGAAAAACCCACAAGACGCCAAAUGUUACAUCAUCUACAAGAGCGAGGAGGGCUAUCGGGCAUGCAAGAAUCAGUGCAAACACCAGGGAGGGCUGUUCAUCAAAGACAUAGAAGACCUGAGCGGAAGUACAGUGAAAUGCACCAAACACAACUGGAAACUCAAUGUGUCCACGAUGAAGUAUGUGAACCCACCAGACAGCUUCAUGCAGGACGAGCAGGAGGUGGAGGUCCUGGAGAAUGGGGAUCUGCAGUUGUUGGAGUUGAGCCCAAAGGAUCCCUGGUUACUAGACCCCCAGGACCCUGUGGAGCUGCAGCCUGGAGAGGUGGAGGUGACAUACCUGACCCACGCCUGUGUGGAGCUAAAACUAGGCUGCUGUAAAUUCCUGUUCGACCCAUGGUUAGAGGGACCUGCCUUCGCUCGGGGCUGGUGGCUCCUCCAUGAACCUCCUGCAGACUGGAGAGAGCGGCUGUGUGGAGCCGACCUCAUCUACAUUAGCCACAUGCACUCAGACCACCUCAGUUAUCACACACUUAAAGUCCUAUCAGAGAGAAGACCGGACAUGCCCAUAUAUGUCGGCGACACUUCCAGGCCUGUUUUCUGGUAUUUGAAGCAAAGUCAAGUGAAACUGACCAACAUCAACGUGGUUCCUUUCGGUAUCUGGCAAAAUGUAAACGAACAUUUGCGUUUCAUGAUUUUGAUGGAUGGAGUUCACCCUGAGAUGGACACGUGCAUCAUUGUCCAGUACAAAGGUCAUAUGAUCUUGAAUACAGUGGACUGCACUAGGCCAAAUGGAGGCAGGCUUCCUCAGAAUGUGGCCUUAAUGAUGAGUGACUUUGCUGGGGGAGCGUCGGGGUUCCCCAUGACUUUCUAUGGAGGAAAAUACACAGACUCGUGGAAGGGUGAGUUUGUGAAGAAAGAACGAAAGAAGCUGUUGAACUACAAGGCGUCCCUGGUGAAAGCUCUGCAGCCCAGAGUCUACUGCCCCUUUGCUGGAUACUUUGUGGAGGCCCAUCCCUCUGAUAGAUACAUAAAGGAGACCAACACGAAGAACACAGCGGCUGACCUGAAGGCACUCAUCAAUAAACAAGCUCCAGAAGUCCGGGUGUGGACCCCAGAACCCGGAGUGAUACUAGACCUGGGACUAGCCUUGAGAGACCCCACAGACAGCCGAGCAGUGAGAGUCCCUCCGGCUGAUACCAAAGUGUACAAGGACAGCUGGGACUUCGAGCUGUACGUGCAUGAGCAGAACAGUGCCAUCAGUGCGGACAUUUUUGCAUACCCUGAGUGGAUACAGUUCUACUAUACAUGGGCUGGGUUCACUGACUACAACCUCGUCGUCAGGGUGACAGAGACAGAUGAGGACUUUGAACCAUUUCCAAAUGGUUACGAUUACCUGGUGGACUUCAGCGAUCUCACUUUUCCAGCCCAAAGACCCACCCGAGAACACUGCUACUUAGAGCUGAAAAACCGUGUUGGUGUGAUGCGCUGGGUGGUUUUAAAUGGACGCCUGUGGGACGACCUGUACAUUGGAUUUCAAAACCGGAUCAGCCGAGACCCCGACAUCUACCACCACAAGUUUUGGAACCACUUCCAGAUCAAGCUCCCGUUGCAGAGACCAGACUGGGACAAGUUUUUGAAGGAAGUCCGGUCCAAAGAGUCCAAGGAUCCAACCUUAAAGCAGACCUCAAACUCCAGUGGAUACUGCUCGCUGCAAUAA
Molecule: messenger RNA, 1801 nt
Organism: Periophthalmus magnuspinnatus
Lineage: Eukaryota; Metazoa; Chordata; Actinopteri; Gobiiformes; Gobiidae
Gene: cmah
Product: cytidine monophospho-N-acetylneuraminic acid hydroxylase
Exons: 14
Coding region: 5-1801 (598 amino acids)
Molecular function (GO): 2 iron, 2 sulfur cluster binding
Source: RefSeq, a predicted model, not a curated record